CCGUCCAACACUACUUCGUCCUCUCGAUAUCGUCCUUCCCAACAAAACGCAUCUCCCUUGCGACAAACCUACGGCCAACACCAUAUCGCGAUCCAUCGAUCCAUAUAUCACUGUUACGAAGAGUCUAUACGUAGAAGAACAGCGCGAGGAACGCCGAACUCCUUGUCUAGGGACCUGCACCCCCCCCCAAAAGCACCUCGAGAUGGUGCCCACCGCUUUCGAUGACCGUUGCGAAGCGCUUCGGGACCCCGACUACUUCAACCUGUCCCUGUCCAUCUCCAUCCUCUUUGGCCUCCUGAUCUCCUACCUGCCCCAGCACUAUCGGAUCAUUUCUCGCCGCACGUCCGAGGGCAUCUCGCCUUGGUUCGUCCUCCUGGGCACCACCUCGGCCACGUCGGGUUUCGCCAACAUCCUCACCGUUCCGCCCUCGCGACAAGAUAUUGCCUGCUGUAGCCAAGUCGCGCCCGGCGAGUGUCUGGUCGGGCUGCUGGGCAUCGCGCAGCUUGGUGUUCAGUGGAUUUGUUUCGCCUUGAUCCUCGUUCUCUUCCUCGUUUUCUUCCGAUACGACGAUGCAUCUGUCUCCGAAGACGAGCUUGCCGGCACCCCUCCCGGAUGGCAUACGGCGGUGACGGUGGGCUUGGCCUGUUUGUUCCACGGCCUCAUAGUGAUCAUUUUGACCGGCGUCUUCGCCAUCGGCCUCCCUGCGCAGCUGACAGUCUGGGCCAAUUUCCUCGGCAUCAUGGCGGCUGCCCUCGCGGCCGUGCAGUACAUCCCGCAGAUUUGGACCACGUACCAUCUCGGUCACGUCGGCAGCCUGAGCAUUCCCAUGAUGUGCAUGCAGACCCCCGGCGGCUACCUGUUCGCCUUCAACCUGUACAGGCGACUGGGGGCCGAGGGCUGGAGCACCUGGGGCAUCUACCUCCUGACGGCCUCGAUGCAGGGCGUCCUGCUCGCGAUGGCCAUCUACUACGAGGUCACGAACCACACGGGCGAGGAUCUGUCGCAGCACUCGGAUGGAUAUCCCGACGAGCCGAGCCUCCCGAGCCGGCCCAACCCGAUCCGCACGUACUCCGAGGGCUGGCACGACGGUCUGCCGGGGCCGUACACGGCGCAUCCGGAACGGUACGCCGACACGGAGGAAGAGCUGGAGCGGCUGCGCGAGCGCGAAGAGCGACAGGUGCUUCGGGAGGAUAGACCCCUCCUACGACCCGGCGGAAUCGGCACGCCACACCGGAACCGGAGCUACCACACGUACGAUGACGAUGACUGAAUGGCGUUUUUUUCUUUUUUUGGUUUAUAUUUUAUAUUUGCUUUGUGCGUUUUUUUUCCCCCCGUGAGGGUCGAGCGCAGGACAUCACGGCCUCAUCGGUCUGACAUUGCGGCAGGUUUUUCUUUUCUCCCCGCCCCCUUUUCAUGGCGCUGGUGUCUUUUUCCUCGCCUCCGGUGCGAGUCAAUCAUGCCCGAAUUCUUUCCAUGGGUUUAAAAAAAUUGUUGCAGAGGG
This is a messenger RNA of Sodiomyces alkalinus F11, 1501 nucleotides long. RefSeq lists its product as hypothetical. NCBI's taxonomy places the organism in Eukaryota, Fungi, Ascomycota, Sordariomycetes, Glomerellales, Plectosphaerellaceae. The record is from RefSeq and is a predicted model, not a curated record. The transcript has 3 exons. The coding region runs from base 203 to 1270 and encodes 355 amino acids.